AAACGAUGAAAGCUCAAUUGUUCGCCUGUGUCCUCCUCCUGGUGGCGAUCUUCGCCCUGACUGUUUCCCAGAACACGGAUGACGACGGGUUCGGCAUUCCAGAUACUGAUUCUCUGAUCCGAUCUAAAAAAAGUUCUAAACGCAGUUCCAAGUGCCGACGAAAUGUCCAGAAGAGCUGCACCUCCUCGACGAAGACUUGCGCGCGCCUGGGAAGGGCCAACAUCUGCCAGGCCUUCCAUAAUGACUGCCAACGCAAGCUGGCCAAUUGUGGCAACAACAAUAUGUCCUCGAAAUUCUAUCGCAAGGUACACCUCAGCCUCUGCAAGGGUUUAGCUUACGACACGGCACUUCCCUGUGGCAGUGGUGGAAAGACCAAUUCGAAUGGAACUACAAAAAUAAUUAAUUUCUAAUAGGGGAAAAUAUAAAACUUAUAUGAGAAAAAUCACAAGAGAUAUGACACUAAAAAGAAAAAUACUUUAAAGAAUCUAGGUUUUUCAUGUUAUUACUUCUUUAAGAAUAAAAAAGCUAAAUUAAAU
Drosophila kikkawai is the source of this 536-nucleotide messenger RNA. Lineage: Eukaryota; Metazoa; Arthropoda; Insecta; Diptera; Drosophilidae. The record is from RefSeq and is a predicted model, not a curated record.